Enterobius vermicularis (human pinworm) is the source of this 443-nucleotide messenger RNA. Lineage: Eukaryota; Metazoa; Nematoda; Chromadorea; Rhabditida; Oxyuridae. The record is from the annotation of a GenBank genome assembly.
AUGAUAAAAGUUGGAAGCAAGAUGCACGCGUAUUUCUGGUUUUACGAAGAUGACCAAGCCAAGUCGCAAGUGCAUUCUGCAGUCGGUAGAAUAUGUCGGUCUGAUAUGGGUGGUCCGCGACCGUAUCAAAACGUUUGGACGUCGUUUGUGAAAAGUCGUUUAAAAUGUUCAAAUUUUGACAAGAUAAUAAGCACUGCAAGUCCAGUAUCAGGCCGCUAUUUUGGUUUGAAGGAAAGCAAUACAGUAGUAUACGCAAUUUUUAAAGCCGUAUUAGCCAACUUAUCAAUAUCGGCGAUCUGUGCUUUUGACUUGACUCGUAUGACUGAAGUUUUCCAAACUUCUUCAUUUUAUCGUACAAAAACCACAAGUUUGUGGAAUGAAGAUACUGUUUCAAAGUAUCGAGCUGGUAAUCUAUUACAUCACUUUAGCCAGUUUUUUUAACA